AUGGGGCACGUCCUAUUGAUCACGGGCGCUACUGGUUUCCUUGGAAAAGUUGUUAUUCAGGAAAUUCUGCGUUAUGAGAAUGGCCAGAAAUUUGACAAGAUUAUCGUGCUCAUCCGCCCAAAAGAUGACCAGACAGCAGAAGGGAGAUUCUUGGAUGAAGUAGCAAGUUCUCUCUGCUUUUCAAAAUUACCCAAAACAUGGAUGCCCAAAAUCAAUGUUGUCUCAGCUAAUCUCCGCCAUGAGAGAUGUGGGAUCGAACAAGAUAUAUACCAUCAGCUCUGUUCUCAAAUAACUCAUAUCAUCCAUUGUGCUGGCUCCGUGGCAUUUUCGCCAUCAGCCUUUGAAAGUAUCAUUGGUGACAAUAUUACAGCCACUCUCAAUGUCAUGGAACUGGCCCGAGGCUGUCCCAACUUGCGACACUUUGUUCAUACGUCCACAGCGUAUGUCACUCCGCACACCAAGAACCUUAUUCUAGAAACGCUACCGCCGCUGUUUCAAUCCGCAAGAUAUCUAUAUGCAGCAAUCCAGAAAGACUCAAACAGCAUCGACGAGAUCUUGCGAUCUACAGGGCAUCCCAAUCUCUACACUUUGGCCAAGUGUCUCACGGAGCAUCUCCUUCUGGAAAGCGAUGCUGUGCCAUUCACUAUUGUCCGACCCAGCAUCAUUUCCGCAAGUUGGAAAUAUCCCUUCCCUGGGUGGGUUGAUAGUUCAUCCGCCCUGGCCGGCCUUGUGGCUGGAAUAGGAUCAGGCAACAUCAGAGUCGCCAAUGGUGACCCUCGCACCAUCUUGGAUGUAGUUCCCGUGGAUGUAGUAGCACGUCAACUUAUCAAAGCUGCUCUCAGCCUCCAAACGCUUGGAAGGCGGCCACAGAUUGUUCAUGCCGUAUCUACCAUCGAAGCUGGAAUGCAAAUAUCCCUGACUUGUUCCGCGAUUAUCAAGUACUUCACGCUCCACCAAGUGUUCCGAAAGCCGAAGAUGUCCUGCAUCGGGAAAAAGACAGAUCUGCGAUACAGACUAAACCAUUUUGUUCAACACCAACUUCCUCAAGCUCUGGCGAAGACUUUGGCCAUCGCUAAGCGUGAUAACCGCCAGACACAGCGUAUUGAGCGAGCCAAAGCUGCUGAGCUGAAAGCGAAUACAAUCUUUGAGCCAUUCACGCAGCACACAUACAAUUUCCACUCCGCAACCACCAUGCUCGGUCCAGACUAUGACCCCUACGAAUACCUGAAUAUUGUAUGUCAAGGUGUACGUAUUUAUCUUCUGCAGAAAGACGCCACAAAAGCCGUCUUCGCAGGAAAUCGAGCAGAUCGCACUGGCAGUAUCGGAACAUUAAGUUGGUCCAGAAAACAGGAGCAUGGAACAAUACCGGUCGCUAUAUCUUCCACUGUUCUUCGAGGGACAUUCAAGAGAAUAUUUAGAUCGGUUACCUUUGACCAGCAUUCAUUCUCUGCGGCCAUGGAAGGUAUCAAUCCUGAAACGCGGGUUAUCGUUGCGCCAACCCACAGGAGCUUUCUCGAUUCGUUGCUGUGCUCUUACCUAUUCUUCACACGCCCGGAGAUCGGAAUUCGGCUCCCGCGAGUACUUGCAAGCGAAGAAUUUGCCAAAAUACCCAUUGUGGGAUGGGUGUGUCGUCGCCUGAGGACCGUGUUCGUCGUACGAGGGGCUGGCAAACCGGACGACAGUCUCGACCAGCAACUGGCCGAGCUUGUGGGGGGUGGCGACAAUCUUCUCUUUUUUGUCGAAGGGCAGCGAAGCCGUACUGGGGAGGUUUUGCCAGGGAAGAGGGGCGUUUUACGCAGUCUCCAAUCUACUGGCAGCGAUUUCGUCAUUCUCCCCGUGUAUAUCACAUACGAGCGUAUCCCAGAGUCUGACGCCUUCGAGAGGGAAAUGCAAGGCGGCCCUAAACAAAGACCUAAUCUUCCAGGCCUUGUGAAAUGGACGUGGAAAAUGUUGCGAGGACAUGUAGACUUGGGUGAGGCCCAUGUUGUAUGUGCCAAUCCGCUCUUGCUGGGGCCAGAAACUGACAUUUACGAUUUGGUGGAUGAACUGGGGGGAGCUCUGCAGGGAAAUAAGUUUUGA
This is a messenger RNA of Clonostachys solani, 2079 nucleotides long. The record is from the annotation of a GenBank genome assembly. NCBI's taxonomy places the organism in Eukaryota, Fungi, Ascomycota, Sordariomycetes, Hypocreales, Bionectriaceae.